This is a messenger RNA of Oncorhynchus tshawytscha (Chinook salmon), 3810 nucleotides long. RefSeq names its product sialidase-1. Gene Ontology annotation, biological process: ganglioside catabolic process; oligosaccharide catabolic process. The transcript has 7 exons. NCBI's taxonomy places the organism in Eukaryota, Metazoa, Chordata, Actinopteri, Salmoniformes, Salmonidae. The coding region runs from base 136 to 1308 and encodes 390 amino acids. The record is from RefSeq and is a predicted model, not a curated record. Gene Ontology annotation, molecular function: exo-alpha-sialidase activity. Gene Ontology annotation, cellular component: cytoplasm; lysosome; membrane.
UUUCAGUGUAUGACGGGUUCAUCAUGUGACCACCCAUCUCAGUCAUAUGACCGCGGUGUUUAGGGUUUCGUUGAGGAGAAGUAUCACAACUUUCUUUGUCAAAGAGCCGAGAGAAUACGGAACAGAGUUGCCAGUAUGGUUGCAACGGCUGGUUUGAUGGAGCUACAAAGCCGACUCGCAGUGCUUUUCUCGGUUGUGCUAUCUCAGUGUCUAUGCACCUCUUUUGUCCAGAUUGAACCACUGGUUUAUGAUGAGCAGUUGCUGUGGGUGAGUGGCGGGGCAGGGGAGGUGGGCACCUACCGGAUCCCACUGCUCUCCUUUACCCCCAAGGGCAGUCUGCUGGCCUUCGCUGAGGCCCGGAAGAACUCUGCCAAUGAUGUGGGGGCCAAGUUCCUUGCCAUGCGACGCUCCACAGACAGAGGUGCCACGUGGUCUCCCACCUCCUUCAUAUUGGAUGAUGGUUACUUGGUUGACGGGCUGAACCUGGGUUCUGUGGUGGUGGAUGAGGAGACUGGCUCUGUGCUGCUGAUCUACUCAAUGUGCUUCCACCAGUACCAGUGUGACCCUGCCAGUAUUAUGUUGGUGGAGAGCAUGGAUGACGGUCUCAGCUGGAGCCCACCAAGGAACCUCUCGGUCCAGCUAGGGGUUAAGAACUUCGCCCCCGGGCCUGGCUUUGGCAUUCAGAAGCACUACCCUCCUGCCAAGGGGCGUCUGGUGGUGUGUGGACAUGGCACACUGGAGGGUGACGGGGUCUUCUGCAUUCUGAGUGACGAUCACGGGCGAAACUGGAAGAAUGGCGCCGCACUGAAGAGCAUCCCCUACAACCAGCCCAAACAAGCCCUGGACUUCAACCCAGACGAGUGCCAGCCUGUAGAGAUGGAGGACGGUAGCAUCGUCAUCAACGUGCGCAACCAGAACAACUACCACUGCCGCUGCCGCAUGGUGGUGCGCAGCCUGGACGGGGGCGAGACUCUACCUGUGGAGCAGCUGGUGUUUGACCCCAUCCUGAUAGACCCAACGGUAGCAGCAGGGGCGCUGCAGAAGGAGGGCGUGAUGUACUUCACCAACCCAGCUGACAGUACCCACCGGAUCAAUCUAACCCUGCGCUGGUCUCUGACCAAUGGCACAUCGUGGGAGAAGAACACCGUCCAGAUCUGGGCGGGCCCAAGCGGCUACUCCUGCAUGACAUCACUUACGAGCGGCAGCGCAGAGGACAGGAAGUUCAUCUUUGUCAUCUAUGAGAAAGGCCACAAAGACUACGAUGAGACCAUCUCCUUCGCCAAGAUCCACCUCUACGGUGGAUGGUAGUAGAAUAAGGCUGGGGUGGGGGACUAGGUAGAGUCUGCCUCUAACCACUGGUCCAAGGUCUGUGUUCUUAAAGUGUCUUGGUGUGCUGAACUAGCAUCAGUUUAGCCUUUUUUAGAUCAUAAUGAAUUAGAUUAUAUAGACAGGGACCUGAUCCUAGAUCAGCAUUUUUACUCAGAUACUUUUUGAAUACAGGCCCAGAUAUUUUUAUCCUCUUAAGUGGUUAUGGUUAGGUUGGAUUUUUAUCCAAGAUCUGUGGUUAGGAGCAGGUUCUACCUCCAGCCGGGGAGGGAAAGGGAAGAGGAUGUUGAAGAUUAUCUCAGGACGGAGGACUCAUGGGACUUUGCAGCACCACUUUGUUUUGAUUGGUGGAGGGAGACAUACUACUCCUGUUUUUAUUGUACCAAUAAUGACAGUUGUGUGCCACUUUAUCCGAAGGUGGGCUUUUAAAUAUAUCAGGGUUGGUUUCAUUAGGGCAAAAUGCAGCAAAAACAUUCUGCACCAGGAAAUGGAAAGUUCAGCUAGUCCCUCCCUGUUUUAGUCUGUUUUCCUCCAUUUGGUGCCUAAUAUACAUGUUAUUAGUAUGGUCCAAGCACAGGUGUCCUGUCCUUUACUGAAGAUAUGAUAGUCUGUAAUGAUUGGUGGGAUGUUGGUGUAGCUACGCUUCCUUUCUGUUGAGGCUCCUAUAGCUGAGAGAGGAGGGGGGGGAAGGAGUCUGCCAUCCCCCAUCCACACACACACAUCACAAAAUAAAAGAGAUGGGUGGAAGGAAAAUAUUUUGGGAAAGACUUGCAACUGCUAUUUCCAUAUGGCAAAAAAAGUUUUUCAAAAUACAGCUUUAGAGACAUUUUAAUGCCUAGUAAAUGCAGCUCCCAGCCCUCUGCCUCCCAGUCCAUAACAGAAUGGUUGCACUUUCACAAUGUCAAGGAAUUUCUACGGUUUCCUUUUUUUGAAGGAUGGUUCUUGCCAACUUUUGACGUGAGAGAUGUUUGUAUGAUGAGACCGUUUUAUGUGAGUGAAAUGACACGUAAAAUGAUUGACUUGUGUCCACUACACUAUCUCAGAUCAAUAGAACAAGUAUAGUUUGAAUACCAUCAACUUGAUGUUUUUACGAGGCAUGGCGCCAGGGAUCUGUAAUUUCAUUCACCCAUUUUGUGAUCUAAGUUGAAAGUAUAAUAAUCAACUGUGAUUGUGUCACAAAUACUUCAACUCAGUGUUUCUGUAGCAGAUUUGAUCAGUCUCAUCUAGCGCACUCCACAGCAGAUGUAGUUGUUUUCCUCAGUUCACCUUGCUGAACCCUUCUGUGAAGCUGAUAUGAAAUAGAUUCCUUGUUUAGUGGUAAGACACUGCAUCUGGUUAAUUGCACAUAAGGAUUUGAUUGGUCAUUUAUUCGAAAGUGAUUUUGGUUAGAAACUGUUGCCUUGUAUUGAGGAAUCUGGAUGCAUGUGAACUCAUUGUGUCAAGUUGAUUUGCCAAUGUUAUGGUCUUAAGUGCACUUGAUUUUGUAUUAUAUUUAGCAUAUAUUCUACUCUUACUGUAAGCUAAUUCUCUAUCUUACACCCUUCAUUAUCAUCCCUUUCCUGAAAGUGUGUACAUUUAAUAGAAGGGCUUCCUAUGUUGAUGACCUUUUAAGAUUUGUGAUAGUGUUUAAAGGAGGUGUGAUGUGUGUCUGAGUAUUAAUAUAUUAUGUAUGUACGUUUAGAUACUGUACAAUUUGUGGAAAAAUGUGAGAACUGAGCUUCUUUAAAAGCAGCAGUUGAGCCACACUGUGUGGAAAAAUACUGUUAAAAUUGUUCCAGAUAUUACAAUUGUAUUAAGCCUCUUGUAAUGUUUUGGGAUAUCCCCCUGGGUCUGUAGAUAAUGUCCUGUACUUCCCUGAAAAGUAUGUGAAAUAUUUUUUUUGUUAGCCACGCCCUGUUUCAUGCUAUGUGGGUGAACAUUUAGAUUCAAAUGGAGAUUUUGGAACAAAGAAAUCGUACACAUAAAUGUACACUGUAAGACAAAAUAUAAGAUGUAGCUGUAAGAGAAGGUUAGAAAAGAGAAUAAUGCAAAUAUCCUUAACAACUAUUUUGUUUGUCACACUUAUAGAAGUAAUAUAAAUAUUUUUCUUUAUGACAAUGUUGCCAGAAUCUUAUAGUAGAAUCACAGUGUCUUCUAAAAUGUAUUAUGUGUUAGGCAUUAAUGCCAAAUUAUAAUGGGGAGGGAACAAAAUUCAUUAUUAUUGAAGAUACUACAUUAAAUUGGCAUUCAUAGACAUGAAACAAGUUCUUUGAAAAUUAACCACAAUGAAUGGGAAAUUAUUUUCACCUUGAAUGCAUCGUAUUUUCUGAAGUUGAAUAAACAGAUGGGAAGUAUAUAGAGCACAGAAAGUGGGUGGAAGAACGGGGAUGUGAACCGCUCUCUCCGGGUGCGUAUGUAGUCCUGGACGGCACUACCCAACCCAGACAACCAUAAUUGCAUCAAUCAUUUACCACAAAUCAGACAUUAAAGAAACAGUAAAACAGA